Hordeum vulgare subsp. vulgare (domesticated barley) is the source of this 1929-nucleotide messenger RNA. RefSeq lists its product as uncharacterized. The record is from RefSeq and is a predicted model, not a curated record. Lineage: Eukaryota; Viridiplantae; Streptophyta; Magnoliopsida; Poales; Poaceae. Gene Ontology annotation, molecular function: protein binding. Bases 72 to 1652 code for a protein of 526 amino acids. The transcript is spliced from 2 exons.
UCCCAUUCCAAAGUCCAACCUCCAAACUCCUCCUCUUCCAAGCGGCGCUUGAGCUCGGCGACCAACCAGCCAUGGCUUCCCACCCGCCGUCGCCGCUGCCGGAACACCCCAUAGUACUACCACCCGCUCCCACCACCAUAAGCGACCUCGACGACGACCUGCUCCGGGAGAUCUUCCUCCGCCUCCCCAACUUCCCCAGCCUCGCCUCUGCCGCCCUCACCUGCCACACCUUCCUCGGCGCCGUCCGUUCGUCCCGCGCCUACCGCCGCCGCUUCCGCGCGCUCCACGCGCCCCCGCUCCUCCCUCGGUUCCUCGCACACAUUAUAGGUCCCCUCCCCGCCUUACAGCUCCCCUCCGCCGGAUUCACCGGAUUCACCCCUCUCCAACUCCAAGACGACGACGCUUCUUCCGACUGGCGGGUCGAUUUCUCCGAUCCUUCGGUUGCCUACGGCGGCUCCGUCGGCAUCAACCACCGGAGCACCAUUCACGCAGCUCGGUACAACCCCGAAACGAAGGCCCUGUUUCUCCGCCCCAAGGAGCAUCAUGGCAUGCCCGACGGCACCUCCCUCGGCUUCCACACAUUCUCCUCCCAAGAGGAAGAGGAUCAGAGGCCGUCCCGUGUGGUAUGUAUCCGUGAGGACUACUCGUGGGAUCGGCUCCGCAUCGCUGUCUUCUCAUCGGACACCAUGGAGUGGCAGAUUCUGCCGGAGGUUGCGACGCUGCUGCCCAAGGGCUUCACGCGCACAGCCUGCACCGUGUUGGAUGGGUUUAUCUGUUGGCAAUGCGAGUCCAUGACCGGGGUACAUGCCACCGAGUACGUUUUCGUGCUCAACACAGAUACGUUCCACUUCUCUCGAAUGGAUCUGCCGCCGCCCUUGAGAAAGGCACGCACAAAAUUCAUGGUUGGCCAGACCAGUGAUGGGAAGCUCUGCAUCGUAGAUGAGAAGGAAUGCACGUUUAGCAUUUGGAUCUUGACAGACGGCGAUGACGGCGUCCAGCGAUUUGUGCUGCACAACAUGUUUCCACUGCACUCUAGCUUUAGGGAGAUCACCAACUGCUCAGUGAAAGAUACCAUCUCAGUGCGGCUUAUGACGGUUUCCAAUGGUUUUGUCUACUUCGCACUUCGCACAUGGAGGAAGUACGUGGAUCAGCUCAAAUCCCCUGAGUGGUUCUUCUCCUUGUCUCUGGAAACAGCGGAGCUGAAGCAGCAUCUGAAAAAUAAGCGACCUUUCUUGCCGGUCCAUCCCUACUCGGCCUGGCCCCCUUCUAUGGAACACAUCUCGGAGGAUUCAAAAACCAAGGUUACUGGAAACAGUGUUGAAGAUGUUGGUCCUGAGAGCACAGAAAAGGAUUCAUCGGUCCUUAUAAAAGCAUUGCGAUCAUAUAAAGAAGCCUUGGUUAAGGAUGGUGACACAAAUGUUGCAGAGACAGAGGCCUUCUCACUUUGCAUUGACGUUGAGGACGGGAAUAACUCUCUUAUGAGGAAAAUCAUUGCUUUAGAUGAACUGCUAAUAACUGUGAGGAAUCGUGUCUUGAUGGCGGGUGCAGACUCUGAAUUCGGACACCCUGUAUUCUACAGACAGAAGAUCAAAACAGAGAGCUGGUGGCAAAUGUGCAAGGGGAAGUUAUGGAGAGCUUUCUGUGCAAGAUGAAUCAGCUUACCUAUCAGGAGUAAGUGAGUUUUUGUUGCGUUGGUACUUCAGGUUUUAGAUUCUAUGACGACGUUAUGUGAGGUAUCUGAAUAAACACUGAUGGCUGUGACCAUCAUCAAGAGUAUUCAGUAUUCGGUAUGACUGGUUGGCAGGAGACUUUUUUUAAAAGUGCAUUUAUGUACGUUAGCUUUUAUCAUCUUAUCUUUCCUUCUUGUUUUAGAAGUGCAUCUUUGUGCGAGCGACUUUGAAGAUCAUAUUAAGGCAUGUGUCCAUUCUC